Molecule: messenger RNA, 1275 nt
Organism: Gilbertella persicaria
Lineage: Eukaryota; Fungi; Mucoromycota; Mucoromycetes; Mucorales; Choanephoraceae
Product: 6-phosphofructo-2-kinase-domain-containing protein
Exons: 7
Coding region: 1-1275 (424 amino acids)
Biological process (GO): fructose metabolic process; fructose 2,6-bisphosphate metabolic process
Cellular component (GO): cytosol
Molecular function (GO): ATP binding; 6-phosphofructo-2-kinase activity
Source: RefSeq, a predicted model, not a curated record
AUGGGUAAAGUACUUUGGGGGUUAAUAUAUGGUUCAAUUCAUAUUAUAAUUUUAGUUGGAUUGCCAGCAAGAGGUAAAAGUUACAUUGUAUUUAAUGUAGGCAAUUUGCGUCGUGUCAAUGAGAAUUCUCAGCAACAUGAUCAAUCGGCCAGUUUCUUUGACCCAGACAAUAAAGAUGGAAGCAAAAUACGUGAUGAGCUGGCAACAAUGGUAUUAGACCAGCUUGUUGAUUGGCUUAGAUCAGGUGGACGUGUUGCUAUUCAUGACGCAACAAACUCGACCAUUCAAAGAAGAAAACUAUUGAUUGAACGUUUACAAAAUGAACCUGAAUUCAAAGUACUGAUUUUAGAAUCUGUCUGCACAGAUAAAAAAGUACUUGAACGUAAUUUCAGACUCAAACUAUCUGGUCCUGAUUACAAGGACAAAGAUCCGGCUAUUGCCUUAUCUGAUUUCAGGCACCGUGUAGCCAAUUAUGAAAAGGCCUAUGAGCCUGUUGGAGACUGGGAAGAAGACAAUGAUAUUCAAUACUGUAAAUUAGUGAAUGUAGGCAAAAAGAUCAUUGCUCACAAUAUCUCGGGAUACCUAUCUGGUCAAUGUAUUUUCUAUCUGAUGAAUUUCAACUUGGCAGAGCGUCAAAUUUUUGUCACACGUCAUGGUGAAAGUGAAGAUAAUCUAACAGGUCGUAUUGGUGGAGAUGCUCAGCUGUCAGAAAAGGGAAAGAAGUUCUCAAAAGCUCUGGCUAAAUUUGUUAAAGAAAGACGUGUUGCUUUUGCUUUGGAUUUAGCAAGAAGAAAGAUUCAAGAAGAACAAGAAUCAAAAAACCCUACUAAGGAUUCGGACGAUGAGAGUGAAGAAUCAACAACAGAAGAAGAAGAGUAUAAAGUGAGAGAAAGAGCAAGAGCAAUUAACGAUUCUCAGUUUACCAUUUGGACAAGUAUGUUGAAAAGGUCCAUGGAAACUGCAGCCUAUUUUGAUCCAGAUGAAUAUGAUAUCAAGAGUAGAGAGGGAAUGACUUAUGAAGAAAUCAAAUCACAAUAUCCUACUGAAUUUCAAGCACGUCAAGAUAACAAGCUUUAUUAUCGUUAUCCUGGUAUGGGGGGAGAAUCUUAUAUUGAUGUUAUUCAUCGACUUCAGUCUAUGAUUAUUGAGCUGGAACGCAUGAACCAGUCGUGUUUGAUUGUAACACAUAGAGUGGUCUUGCGUAUCUUGCUGGGUUAUUUACUUGAAUGGUCUCAGACACAAAUGCCACAUAUGCUAGUACCCAUUCACACGUAA